Otolemur garnettii (small-eared galago) is the source of this 724-nucleotide messenger RNA. RefSeq names its product sialic acid-binding Ig-like lectin 11. The transcript is spliced from 4 exons. Gene Ontology annotation, biological process: cell adhesion. Gene Ontology annotation, cellular component: plasma membrane. Gene Ontology annotation, molecular function: sialic acid binding. NCBI's taxonomy places the organism in Eukaryota, Metazoa, Chordata, Mammalia, Primates, Galagidae. The record is from RefSeq and is a predicted model, not a curated record. The coding region runs from base 3 to 416 and encodes 137 amino acids.
UUAUGGCCACCAACAGCUCAGCAGGGCCCUGGGCCAACAGCUCCCUGAGCCUCCAUUGGGGGCUCAACUCCAGCCUCAGGCUCAGCUGCAAGGCCCAGAAUGUCUAUGGGGCCCAGAGUGGCACCGUCCUGCUGCUGCCAGGGAAGCCAGAGCCCAGGACAGGAUUUACUCUGGGAGCCGUGGUCGGGGCCGGUGUCACUGCCCUGCUCUCUCUCUGCUCCUGCUUCGCCUUGCUCAGGGUGAAGACCUGCAGGAAGGAUACACCCUCCACCCUAGAUCCCACUUCCCUGGGUGACCAGCAUGAGUGCCCCCCAGCCCCUGCUGUAGCCACCCCCACCCCCGGGGAGGAGGAGGAGGAGCUCCAUUAUGCCUCCCUCAGCUUUCAUGAGCUCCGGCACCAGAAGUGUCAGGACUAGGAGGCCACCAGCUCCACCAGAGAUCAAGAUCCAUAAGUGAUGACCUUGCUGCAGGUCCCAGGGCUUCUCUGGGGAGGGCCAUGUCAGGGAUGGUUCCUGCAUCACAGUCCCCAUGUGAACAAGAUAUCAACUAGCUUAUAGGAGUCCCACUUUCUACUUGUGGUGAUGAGCAGAACUGGCCUCAAAUUUCAGCCCCACCCCCAGAUGAGAACUUGAGCUUGGUGGUGCUUGGUGGUACCUUUCAGGGACCCACCUCUGAAGUUUGUCACUGGAGCAUUUUCCUUAAAAACCUGUUGUUCCUGCUGUUC